Aricia agestis (brown argus) is the source of this 1856-nucleotide messenger RNA. RefSeq names its product uroporphyrinogen decarboxylase (gene Urod). Gene Ontology annotation, cellular component: cytosol. Gene Ontology annotation, molecular function: uroporphyrinogen decarboxylase activity. Gene Ontology annotation, biological process: heme biosynthetic process. Bases 159 to 1235 code for a protein of 358 amino acids. The record is from RefSeq and is a predicted model, not a curated record. NCBI's taxonomy places the organism in Eukaryota, Metazoa, Arthropoda, Insecta, Lepidoptera, Lycaenidae. The transcript is spliced from 7 exons.
GAGGCAACCCGCAACAGCUGAUUUCAUUACCAAAGCGAUUACUUGCAAAAAGGCAAAUUAGUGUAGGUUUUGCACGGAAUUCAAUUUAUAUUAAACAGGAAACUGUUAACUAUAAAUAUCAGUCUUAUCAUCAAUCAGAACAGAAAGUUAUUUACAAAAUGCAGUACACGAAUAAGAAUUUUCCCGCCUUGAAAAAUGAUAGAUUAUUGCGAGCAGCUCGCGGUGACGAAGUAGACAAAGUGCCGGUAUGGGUUAUGAGGCAAGCGGGAAGGUACUUGCCGGAGUUUCAGGCUGUUAGAGCAAAACAUGACUUCUUUACUGUGUGCCGCACCCCCGAGCUAGCAUGCGAAGUCACGUUGCAGCCGCUUAGGCGAUACGAGCACUUGGAUGCCUCAAUAAUAUUCAGUGAUAUUCUCGUUAUACCACAAGCACUAGGUAUGACAGUUGAAAUGCAUCCUGGUUUGGGUCCAGUGUUUCCGGAACCACUCAAAGAUCCAAAAGAGAUCAAUAACUUGCAAGAAGAUGGAGCAGUUUCCAGACUUACCUAUGUUGGGGAUGCAAUUACAUUGACGAGACAUAAAAUUGAAGGAAAAGUGCCCCUCAUUGGAUUUACUGGAGCUCCGUUUACACUCAUGGGAUAUAUGAUUGAAGGUGGUGGAAGUAAAACCAUGUCCAAAACAAAGGAAUGGUUGGAAAAAUAUCCAAAAGACAUACAUAAACUUUUAAGCCUCUUAACUAGAGUUAUCAUUGACUAUUUAGUUAUGCAGGCUGAGUCUGGUGCCCAACUGUUGCAAGUGUUUGAAUCCAGUGCCGAUCAUUUAACAAGAGAACAGUUCAUGGAAUUUUCUGCCCCCUAUCUAAAAGAAAUAAGAAGUGGAGUAACUCAAAAAUUAAACAACAACAAGUUAGAGCAAGUGCCAAUGACGGUGUUUGCUAAAGGUGGGGGACACUCCCUGGACAUACAAGCUACAUUAGGGUAUGAAACUAUUGGCUUGGAUUGGACAGUCGACCCUAUUGAGGCAAGGAAAAUCAUUGGUGCCAAUAUUACAUUACAGGGCAACCUGGAUCCCCAGGACUUGUACAAAUCUCCAGAAGAAAUAAGGACAUUGACAAAACAGAUGGUGCAAAAUUUUGGCAAACACAGGUAUAUCGCCAACUUAGGGCAUGGGAUAACGCCGCAAACGCCAUUAGAAAGUAUGACUGCAUUCACUGAGGCCGUACAUGAAGCACUAUAGUGAAAAAGGUGAAAAUAUAAAAUUUAGAAUGAAGACACACUGAAUAUGGAGUGUUUGCAUGUGUUUGUGUGAUGGGCAAAUAUUUAAAGGCAUUUAUUUAACGGUAAAUAAGCAAAGCUUUACUACAGAAUGACAGCCUUGUUAAUAAAGACAUAUGACACAUCUAAUUCAUGAUUGCUGUCUUUGUCUUAUACAUUAAAAAACCUAUUAGAUAAGAGUUGGAUAGAAAAUAGGGGUAUUUAGACUUCAUAACUUAAGCAAUUAUAAAUUGUUUACAACUUUCCCACAAUGCAUACAAACUAAUGAGCCGUGACGUCAUAGCUCAGUAGCAGUUUGUAUUGCGCAUUUUGAGUCUUAUAUAAUUUUUGAAUUGUGAUAUCUUGGAGAGUUUUUAAUCCAAAGUCAAUCUUUCACUGGAGUUUCUAUUUUUGAGAGGUCAUUUAAUUACCUAUAAAUAAAAGAACACAAGCCUAUUACCUCUGCUAUUACAGCCAAUUGGAUUAUUUGGUCUUGUCAUGUUCUAAAUUUAUUAAUGAGGCCGUAGGAAAACAGGUGCAACAAAAAGACAAAAUUGUGUUUCUUAUUAUUUAUUUAUAUAAAAUAUAUAAUUUUUACAUGGUG